Diospyros lotus (date-plum) is the source of this 2397-nucleotide messenger RNA. RefSeq names its product glycerophosphodiester phosphodiesterase GDPDL7-like. Lineage: Eukaryota; Viridiplantae; Streptophyta; Magnoliopsida; Ericales; Ebenaceae. The record is from RefSeq and is a predicted model, not a curated record. Gene Ontology annotation, biological process: lipid metabolic process. Gene Ontology annotation, molecular function: glycerophosphodiester phosphodiesterase activity. Bases 1 to 2397 code for a protein of 798 amino acids. The transcript has 8 exons.
AUGGCAUCUAGUUGCGGCGGCGACCGCUGGCUCGAUGGAGGCCUGGGAGGCCGUCGGCGUGGGCGGAAAUGGCUGGCAGCGCAAGAGAAUUCAGAGAAAAUGAUCGUGCCCCGGUUGUUCAUGGUUGUCUUGUUGAUACAAUCAAGUUUGGCGAGGAAACAUGGUGAUCAACGGCCUCCACAUCCUUCACGUAGAUGGCUGACCCUCAGCGGUAAGCGUCCGCUUGUGAUAGCACGGGGUGGAUACUCGGGGCUGUUUCCAGAAUCGUCCCCAAUUGCAAAUGAGUUUGCAAUAACCACUAGCUUAAAUGAUUUGAUUCUUUACUGUAAUCUACAACUAUCAAAAGAUGGGAUUGGCUUCUGCCUGUCAAGCUUGGAUCUCAGUAACUCCACCAAUAUAGCAGACGUUUUCCCAGCCAAACCCAAAUCUUACACUGUCAAUGGCAAGGUCACGCAAGGUCGCUUUUCUGUAGAUUAUACGGCUGAAGAGCUCAGCAAUGUCGCAUUGAUUCAGAAUAUAUUUUCCCGACCAUACAUAUUUGAUGCGCUGGGCAUGCCCAUGACUACUGUUGAAGAAAUAGCGAAGUCUCAUCCAGCUGGGUUCUGGUUAAAUGUUCAGUACAGCAGUUUCUAUGCAGAACACAAGCAAGAUCCAACGUCAUACGUUUUGGAAACUUCGAAAAGCGCUCCCAUUCACUACAUCUCCUCUCCAGAGAUCGGCUUCUUGAAGAAUUUGAACAGAAAUAUGGGCGGAUCAUCGAGGACGAAGCUUGUGUUUGUUGCCCCAGAACCCAACACCGUCGAGCCCACGACGAACUUAACCUACGCCGCCCUGCUCAAGAACCUGUCCGCCAUCAAGGAAUUCGCGUCUGGAAUUCUGGUGCACAAACAGUACAUCUGGCCCGUCAAUCCUGAGAUGUACCUGGAUUCGCCCACCUCUCUCGUGACCGAUGCUCACAAUCUCGGCCUUGAAGUCUUCGCUACCCGCUUCGCCAAUGACGACCACAUAAGCUUCAACUACAGCUACGACCCCUCCGUCGAGUACCUGCAGUUCAUCGACAACUCCCAGUUCUCUAUCGAUGGCUUUCUUACAGAUUUCCCUUCCACGGCAUCCACAGCCAUUGCGUGCUUGGCGCAUCACAAGAAGGCGCCUCGGCCGCCCCAAGGACCCUUGGUGAUAAGCCACAACGGAGCCAGCGGAGUUUACCCCGGCAGCACUGACCUCGCCUACCAGCAAGCGGUGGAUGACGGAGCCGACAUCAUCGACUGCUCCGUGCAGAUGUCCAGGGACGGAAUUCCCUUCUGCUUGAAUGCAACUGACCUCACUCCUACCACCAAUUCCGGGUCCCUUUUCUUGGACAGAUCUGCUUCAAUCCCUCAACUUCAGAAGGAUAAUGGAAUUUUCUCCUUUGAUCUCUCCUGGGAUGAGAUCAAGACCCUCCAGCCUGUGAUAUCGAGUCCAUUACCAGAUAGCACCAGCUUCCCUAGAAAUCCGGCAAACAGGAACAAGGGCAAACUUAUAACUCUGGCUGAAUUUCUGGAAUUCGCCAAGCAGCAAAAGGUCCACGGAGUAUUAGUCACCAUCCGGAAUGCGGCGUACUUAGCAGCAAACAAGGGCCUGAGCGUAACGGAUGCUGUGGCCACGGCCUUGAGCAAUGCUUCUUUGGACAAGCAAUCCGCCCAACAAGUCUUGAUCCAAUCAGAUGAUAGCGCCGUGCUAUCCAAGUUUGGCAAUAACAAAAACUACAAGAAAGUGUUCAUGAUCGAGGAGGCCAUAGGUGAGGCACCAAAGGCAACAGUGGACCAAAUCAACAAGUUUGCUGAUGCAGUUAACGUGCGCAAGCCCUCCAUCAUUCCAAGUCCUAAUUCAUUCACGGCAACCGCCACCAGGGUGGUCGAGGAGUUCCACAAGGCCAACAUGUCUGUGUUUGCUUCUGUUUUUCUAAACGAAUUUGGGUACUUUGCUUACGAUUACUUGACAGAUCCCAUGGUAGAGAUAGCAACUUUUACUCUGCCGCCCAUUAGUAUUGAUGGAAUUGUCACCGAGUAUCCGGCAACUGCAAGCGCAUAUCUCAGAAGUCCGUGUUCUCAGCCAGAUCGGGCUCUGAGUGAAUUCUCGAUCCAACCAAUAAACCCCGGCGACUUGAUUCACCACUUGCCAGAGGGAAUGCCAUUGCCGCCUGCGGAAGCCCCACAGCCAGCACUCAACAUUUCAGAUGUGGUGGAUCCGCCGCUGCCUCCUGUCUACAAUCAGGCUGCCGCAUCGGAACCACCCAUGCAUCAACCUCCUGCUUCAUCCUCUGAUGCGAAAAGAUACAGUGCCCAAACACUAAAAGUCGCUAACUUGGGUCUCACUCUCAUGGGGAUCGUCGUGCCUAGUGUGCUUUCUACAUGGUAA